AGAUAUCGAUAUUUACGCCUUGUCAGUUUUUUAACCUGAAUUAAAGCGAAAAAAGGGCAGACGUGCAAACCAUUCGGCUGACCGGCUAACAUUUUCAUACUCGUACAGAUCAAUUGUUGUCAAUAUAACAUCAGGAUCAGGCCGACAAUGACGAACUACGUUGAUUAUACCCGAGCUGAGGAGACCGAGGUCAAUUGCUGGAUUCGGUUCGGCCUGCGCCUUGGUGUUAGCGCUGCACUACAUCCCUUUGAAUACUCAAAGACGCUGAUACAGAUUGGGUAUGAGCCCAUAGCCGCGAGACCGGGCAAGUCCUUGAUGGGCAAACCCAUUAUGGUCUUGCCAAACAUAUUUCAAUACGCUGGUCAUAUCAAGAGGGUGGAUGGCUUUUACGGAUGUUAUCGCGGUCUGGCCCCCAAAUUGGUUGGGUCCGUCUUGAGCAUGGUUGUUAGUGAGCGUUUUGCGGAGAAGCUGGAACUAUCCCAACGUGAAGAUAAGGACGAGUCCGAGCUGACCGAGGAGGAGAACUAUAUGCAAUUCAAGUACAAUCUGAAGCGCGACAUUGUAUUGACGGUCAGCGGGAUUAUUGUGUCACAUCCUUUCCAUGUGAUUUCCUUGCGCAUGAUGGCACAGUUUGUGGGUCGCGAGACUCUAUACAACUCAAUAUUGGGCUCGAUUCGCGAAAUCUGGAGGACCGAAGGCAUACUGGGCUUCUUUUCUGGCCUGAUCCCCAAACUGCUGUGCGACGUAGCCUGCCUAGUGCUAUCCAGCUCCACAGUUUACGUUGUGAACAAAUACUUCAUCAAGGACAAGCUCACUCGACAGUACAAUGCGGGCUUCAUGCAGUUCCUGUUCUCUAGUCUACUGUACCCACUGCAAGUAGUCUCGACAUGCUCCGCAGUCAGUGGCUCACGCCUUAUGGCCGGCCAACCGCCAAUAAUGCCUAGCUACCGAAACUGGGUGGACUGUUGGAAUGACUUGCAGGGUCGCAAAGAGCUGAAACGCGGCAGCUCCCUCUUCUGGCGCUCGCAAUUAUCGACAAAUACACCAAUCAUGGCAACUGCCUUUGCCCCACUGCCCAAAUUGUCCCGCUACCAAUAGAUGAACCAAUAGAUGCGGCAUACGGCUACAACCACAAUGGGAAGGGCCGGAACUACCAUCUACCGAGAGAGUCGCGUCUGCCUGACAA
This is a messenger RNA of Drosophila navojoa, 1186 nucleotides long. It is a transcript of the gene Mtch, whose product is annotated as Mitochondrial carrier homolog 1. Lineage: Eukaryota; Metazoa; Arthropoda; Insecta; Diptera; Drosophilidae. The record is from RefSeq and is a predicted model, not a curated record.